This is a messenger RNA of Thyridium curvatum, 3144 nucleotides long. RefSeq lists its product as uncharacterized. The coding region runs from base 1 to 3144 and encodes 1047 amino acids. Gene Ontology annotation, biological process: actin cytoskeleton organization. The transcript is spliced from 2 exons. Lineage: Eukaryota; Fungi; Ascomycota; Sordariomycetes; Thyridiales; Thyridiaceae. Gene Ontology annotation, molecular function: protein binding. Gene Ontology annotation, cellular component: plasma membrane. The record is from RefSeq and is a predicted model, not a curated record.
AUGGCCGCACAACAGCCACAGCAGCCUCAGGCUCGUCCUGAAGUGGGCGACAUCCUGCUUGUAAUACGUGAGUGCCAUUCUAUGUCUGCUGGUGAGGAGCUGGUCGGUCGCGGAACCCAGACUGUCUCCCGAGUAGUUGUGUGGCAACGGACUACCUGCUCCUUCGCCGUCUCGUGUGCUUCGGGUCAUGCUAACUGUGCGCCUGCUCCAGAUGAUUUCCAAGCGCGUAGUUCAGACGAAUUGAGUUUAGCAAAAGGUGACCGGGUCGAGUUGAUCGAAAGGGACGACGAGUUUGGCGACGGUUGGUUCUUGGGCAAACACAUGGUCAAUGGAAACAGUGGUCUAUUUCCCGAAGUAUAUACACGACCCGCUCCCAAAGGCAUUUCCGGAGUCGCCAGCGCCUCCUCAUCACUCGAGCAGGCCCUCUCCCGCGUACACGGGGCAGCCACGACCGAGCAGAAACCUGCCCCUGUCGCUGCCGCGGCAGAGCAGCCUCGAUCGGUAUCAACACCAAUCGUACCUGCCGAGAAGCCUAAGGCCGGCUCGGUGGACCUGCCGUUGAGCAAAGCAGCUUCCAUGUCACCGCCCCCCUCCGCAAACAGCUUUGCUACCAAGAGUCUGCCCCCCAUCGCUUCCGGCAUAGGCAGCCUGGGACGCCUGAACAACCCUGCAGACAGCCACGUCCUGCACGAGACCCUCAACGUCAUCGAUGAGCAUAUUACCGAUCUGCGAUCACCAGGCAACGGCGGCCUCCGUGCGCCCGCAAACGACUCCGGCAGCGAGUACAGCUCCCACCUCGACCACCGACUCUCGUACAUCCAAGGCGAGGAGACAGACGAGGAGGAGGAGGGGCUGCACACCCGUGCAGAGGUCGAGGCUUGGUCCGCCGACGACGUAGCCGAGUACCUGUUCACAGCCGGAGUCGAGAAGCACCACUGCGAGGUCUUCCGCGACCAGGAGAUCAGCGGCGAGGUGCUCCUCGGCAUGGACCAGACCUCGGUCUUUAUCAAGGCCUUCGAUCUGGGCUCGGUGGGCCGUAGGCUCAAGACGUGGCAGAAGAUCAAGACCCUGCAAGACGAGGUCAACGGGCAGGGGCCAUCCACGCGCAGGACGACGCAGACAUACGGCAGCGACGUUGGCUCGGAUGACGCACGGCUCAGAAGCCGCACCAACACCCUGACCUCCCUCCAGCAGAAACUCCCACCCAUCGACGACCGGCCUGGCUCUGUGCAGACCAGACGGUCCUCCAUCGUUACGCCACGGAUGGACCCGACGCAGGCUGCCGGCCCUGUGUCACCGACUGCCCUGGCCGACGGUGCCAACCGGCCGAGACACGAGAAGCGGCCAUCCGCUGCGUCCGUACGAGACCUGCACCACUCGCGAAGACAUUCCUCCACGGAGUACCGCCUUACCGGCACGCCCCCGGUGGGCAGCUCUGCCACCCCCAACAAGUUGAUGAACAGUGGCACGUUCCCUAAGACGGAACCCACAGCAACGGGCGGACACAAGAAGCAACCGUCUUUUGACCGGAACUGGACACUGGGAGGCGCACGGCCUCUGUCAUCUGCUGGUUUCCAGGACGCCGCGACGGCUUCUGAUCCUGCGCUCCAGGAGCCCAAUCUGGACCUGGACCGUGGGUAUUUUUCAGGUACCGAGGUGGAUGGCCGGUCACGGCGCAACGUGCUUAAGAAGCGCGACAGCGGUGUGCAGUCCCAUUCGCGGAACACCUCGUACACCGAGGAACAACGGGUCCGUAGCGCCACCGCUCUGUCCAGGCAUUCUCGUUUCGGAAGCGUAGGCUCCAUCCAAGAAAGCGCACCCUCGGCGGUCCAAAAGUACUACGGUAUCCAACCGUCGGCCCACCGGAAAACAGCAUCGACGGCCACGACGGAGUCGAUACGGCCAGUCCCGCCAGCUAAGGACUACCCCUCCCCGACAGUGACCAGACUCGACAGCAGCGCCCUGGAUAGCGUCCGCUCGUCGCCGGUGACGCAGGUCUCGCCCACCAACAGGCAAGGCAUGCACGGCGACUGGCUGGGCAAGUCGAAUCUCAAGGCUGCCGGGCUGGGUCUGCGGGCGAUAUCCGAUGCGGUCACGGGCAACGAGAGGGCGAAACUCGCCGAGAACAAGGACUCGCCGCUUCAGUCACCGGCCCGGACAGGGUCCAGCACUCCUUCUGCGGGCCAGAGCUUCGAGCUAGACUCGCCAAAUACCAAGAGCCCCGCAACGACGACGACGACGAUCUCCGCCAAGAGCGCCAAGAGGAAGGGCAAGAAGGAAACGAGCGCUUACCUGCGCGGCCUGCAGGCUCUGCCCCCGCGAGAGGCGAUGGAGGGCGCGGAUUACAGUGGCUGGAUGAAGAAGAGGAGCUCCAACCUGAUGACCACCUGGAAGGCGCGUCUCUUUGUGCUCAAGGGCAGGCGAUUGGCGUACUACUACUCGGAAGACGACACCGAGGAGAAGGGUCUGAUCGACAUAUCCUUCCACCGUGUGCUGCCGGCGGACAACGAGCGGUUGACCGGGCUCCAUGCUACGCUCACUGGAGCCUCAACUACACCGACGAUGCCCGCCGGCAGCGCCAUGACCACUGCUGCCGACACGGCCGCCGAGGCAGACACGACCAAGUCGUCCGAGUCGAUGUUCAUCUUCAAACUCGUCCCGCCGCGGGCUGGCCUUUCCCGUGCCGUCACCUUCACCAAGCCCACAGUCCACUACUUUGCCGUGCCCAACAUCAAGCAGGGCCGGCUGUGGAUGGCGGCGCUCAUGAAGGCCACCAUCGACCGCGACGACAGCCAGCCCAUCACCACGACGUACCAGCAGAAGACCAUCUCGCUGGCCAAGGCGAGGCAGAUGCGGCACCGGCCCCCGGCGCUCAUGAACCUCGACGAGAAGAUGGAGGACGACGACGGCGGCCAGGACUCGUCGGCCAAGGACGGGGGCGACGCCGCCGCCGCCGCCGCCGCCUCCAAGAAGGAGACGAACGGCCUGGGCAUCGUCUACAACGAGAACGACAGCGGCGUCGCGGGGCUCGGCAAGCUGGGCAUGCAGGGGCUGCAGAAGGUCGAGAGCGCCACGUCGAGGCAGUUUAGCUUUGACGCUGGGGACAAGGAGAGCGGGGGGAAGCAGUUGCCGCUCAGCGCGUGA